AUGACAGCGCUUCAGUUCAUUGCCUGUUUCCGGAGAUUCGUGGCCAGGAGAGGGGUACCCCGCCUGUUGUAUUCAGACAACGCAUCGCAAUUCAAAGCAGCCAGUGGUGUGCUCGACCAGCUGUGGAGCACAGUCGCCACGGACCCUGGUGUUGCCAACUACUUCACCAGCCAGGGUAUCACCUGGAAAUUCACAACCGCCUUCGCACCUUGGCAGGGAGGAGUGUACGAAAGAAUGGUGGGGCUAGUGAAGCGGAGCCUACGGAAGGCACUGGGGCGUCAGCACCUCCGUCUUGAUCAGCUCGCCACUCUUCUAGCUGAAGCCGAAGCGGCAGUCAACAGCAGACCCCUUACCUCCGUCACCGCCGACUAUGAGGGCAGGGAUGUCGAGAUACUGACUCCUGCUCCCUUCCUCCUUGGAAGUCGUCCAGCUGCUCUGCCACUUUCAACUGCGCUGGAUGACCCCGAGUAUACACCUCCAAGUACCGACCCGGCAUUAUCCCUGCUCACCGAGUGGCGUCACAGGCAGACCCAAAGCGAACUGUUCUGGAGCUUGUGGCGAACAGACUACCUCCAAGUGCUCCAAGAGCGGAUGGCUCACACGUCCAAACGGCAACAUUGCCCCAAACCCCCACCGGAACCUAGUGUGGGCGAAGUUGUCCUCGUUGACGAAGAGACGGCUCCAAGAUGCAUGUGGAAGCUGGCCCGUGUUGUCGCACUAGAGAAGAGCCAGACCGACGGCGCCGUCCGGGCUGCCCGCAUUAUAACCAGCACAGGCAAGGAGGUCAAUCGACCAGUAUGCAAAUUGUACGGCCUUGAGUGUCGCCAAGUCCCAACGGAACUCCCGGAAACUGCAAGUGAGGUGCCAGUUACUGCACCAGCAUCUGACAACCCCCAGCGACCAACUCGUGCGGCAGCUGACAAGGCCCGGCAGAAUAUUGCAAAGUGGACAGCUGUAUCGUUGCUGCACGUACACAUCCCACACGCCUGA
Molecule: messenger RNA, 990 nt
Organism: Sycon ciliatum
Lineage: Eukaryota; Metazoa; Porifera; Calcarea; Leucosolenida; Sycettidae
Exons: 1
Coding region: 1-990 (329 amino acids)
Biological process (GO): DNA integration
Molecular function (GO): nucleic acid binding
Source: RefSeq, a predicted model, not a curated record